This is a messenger RNA of Nanorana parkeri, 1113 nucleotides long. It is a transcript of the gene MTFR1, whose product is annotated as mitochondrial fission regulator 1. Gene Ontology annotation, biological process: mitochondrial fission; aerobic respiration. The transcript is spliced from 7 exons. Bases 75 to 1076 code for a protein of 333 amino acids. The record is from RefSeq and is a predicted model, not a curated record. Gene Ontology annotation, cellular component: mitochondrion. NCBI's taxonomy places the organism in Eukaryota, Metazoa, Chordata, Amphibia, Anura, Dicroglossidae.
UCCAGCUCGACUAUGGAAGAGCAGAUGCGGACUGUUAAUAUUGUGCUCUUUGUGGAGAGAUUUCAUAGUAUCAGAUGCUGCACUGGCUGUUACGUUUAGUUAGAAUGGUUCUCCAACAGGUUGCUCAUAAUAUGGAUUCGAUGUGGUCAAGUAAACCAUAUGGUUCAUCUCGUAGUAUUGUCCGAAAGAUUGGGUCAAAUCUGCCUAUGCUACAAUCGCCAAGAGUUCACUUCCAGCUUAUUCCAUAUCCUGUACUUCAUGCUAGUCAGAAUGGUGUUGUGGUACCCUCUUUUGCUGAUGUGGGAUGGCUAGCUGAUGAGGAGGAGGGAGGAGAAGCAUUUACUAGGCUAAGGGCGCAGAAUCAUGUGCAUCACAAGUUAUCAUUCGAAGAUGAGUUGAGCCAUUAUGACAAACCACUCAGAAGACAGGUAUCCAUGCCCGCUCUUUUGAAAGAGGCACCAGAGGUGAGAUUGCAGCCAGCGGCCAAUGAAAACGCUUUGCAGAAGAUCGAUGCAUUGGAAAAUGAACUGGCUAACUUAAGAGCACAGAUUGCCAAGAUUGUUACUCUCCAAGAGCAGCAGAUUGUGACUGCAGGCUCAGUUGCAACACCUGUUUCACCUGGCGCUCCACCACCUCCGCCCCCUCCUCCUCCACCACUACCACCACCACCUUCUGCUGCUCUUCACAGAAGUAUAUCUGCCAUUGACCUCAUUAAAUUGAGAAAAAGCCAGAAGAACAAUGCAGGAACAGUGGUAGACGUUGCACCAAAGAAGCCAGACAUGCCAAACAUGUUGGAUGUUCUGAAAGACAUGAACAGAGUGAAGCUGCGCUCUGUGAAAAGAACACCUGAUGAGUUAAAGCCUAAGCCCAGUGACCCAGCUGACCCAGCAACUCUUAUUGCUGAAGCUUUAAAGAAGAAAUUUGCCUACAGAUAUCGAAGUGACAGCCAAGGGGAAUCCGACAAACCUUUUCCUAAAAUCGAGCCAAAGAAAGCUGCAGAAACACCAAUGUUUGGGCCUCACAUGCUGAAGUCAACCGGAAAAAUGAAGACCCUCGUUGAAUCUGCCAAUUCCUGAAAAACACGACAACAUCUUUUCCAAUGUCCUGACUUUU